AUGGUUGAGGCUGCGGUGGAGGGCGGACAGAGAGCUGCUGACCCGCCCCCCGCUGCACAGACUGGAAACAUCUGGAGCAGCUGCUGGUUUCUGAGUUCUGCUCUGAGACCAGCCAUGUUGUCUCUGGCUUCCCGGUCGCUUCGCCUGCGCGUUGCUGGUUGCCGUCCCUUAGCAACGGUCAUUUCCGGCAACAACACGUCCAAGUUGGUGAGGGAGCGGCUGAAGAACGACGUGGAGAAGAUGAGGAACCGGUUCUCUGGGUUCAGACCCGGUCUGGUGGUUCUGCAGGUGGGAGACAGAGACGACUCGAACCUCUACAUCAGAACCAAACUGAAAGCUGCAGCCGAGAUCGGAAUCGAAGCCAAACACAUCCGGCUGCCGAGCUCGGCCACUCAGGAAGAGGUUCUGCAGAGCAUCAUGGCGGUCAACCAGAACCCGGCGGUCCACGGCGUGAUCGUCCAGCUGCCUUUAGACUCCGCCCACAAGAUGGACACCGAGCUCAUCACCAACGCCGUUUCCCCCGACAAGGAUGUGGACGGGCUGAGCUGCAUCAACGCAGGAAAGUUGUCUCGAGGCGAUCUGAGCGACUGCUUCAUCCCCUGCACCCCCAACGGCUGCAUGGAGCUCAUCCGGCAGACAGGCGUGUCGGUGGCAGGUAAACACGCCGUUGUCAUCGGUCGCAGUAAGAUCGUCGGCGCUCCGAUGCACGACCUGCUGCUGUGGCGUCACGCCACCGUGACCACCUGCCACUCCAGGACCCAAGACCUGCCUGAGCAGGUGGGCCGGGCCGACAUCCUGGUGGUGGGGGCGGGCCGAGCCGAGAUGGUGAGGGGGGAGUGGCUGAAGGUCGGCGCCGUGGUGAUCGACUGCGGGAUCAAUCACCUUCCAGAUGAGAGCAAAGCCAGCGGUAAACGGGUGGUUGGUGACGUUCACUACGCCUCAGCCAAUCAGAGAGCAGGAUUCAUAACACCAGUUCCUGGAGGGGUGGGGCCGAUGACGGUGGCCAUGCUGAUGGAGAACACGGUCCAAAGCGCUCAGCGGUUCCUCCUCAGGUCUCCGUCGCUCAGGUGAAAAUCCGACAGGGGAUCUUUUGUGGCUCUAGUGUCCUUUAUAUGACAGUAGGCUGACAGGAAGGAGGGAAGACAUACGGCAAAUAUCGUCGGGUCCGGGAAUCGAACCUGCAACGGCCGCUUCGAGGACUCAAGGCCUCCAGACAUGGGUGGCUCCAUCCCCUACGCCACCACGGCACGCCCCAGAUUUCAGCUUUUGUUCUUUUUUACUUUUUAAACUUUCAUCAGCUUAGUUUUAUAAUUUGGUUUAUUUAUCUUAAGAUAUUUUUCUGUUAAAAGUAAAUUGUUCUCCUCUACAGUUGCCACGUGCUUUUUAAGAUGCACCUAAAUACGUUUUCUUAAUGAAAUCAAAUACAUUUAAAAGCAAAGAUUGUUUAAUAAUCAGACAGAAAAUGAUCAGAAAGAGAAAAUGGAAGAUAACAGUCGUUAUUAUUAAUGUGUUAUAUGAAUUAAAUUUCUCCUGUAAUUCA
Molecule: messenger RNA, 1540 nt
Organism: Xiphophorus maculatus (southern platyfish)
Lineage: Eukaryota; Metazoa; Chordata; Actinopteri; Cyprinodontiformes; Poeciliidae
Product: C-1-tetrahydrofolate synthase, cytoplasmic-like
Exons: 13
Coding region: 1-1071 (356 amino acids)
Biological process (GO): tetrahydrofolate interconversion
Cellular component (GO): cytosol
Molecular function (GO): methylenetetrahydrofolate dehydrogenase (NADP+) activity; methenyltetrahydrofolate cyclohydrolase activity
Source: RefSeq, a predicted model, not a curated record